Labrus bergylta (ballan wrasse) is the source of this 3104-nucleotide messenger RNA. The record is from RefSeq and is a predicted model, not a curated record. NCBI's taxonomy places the organism in Eukaryota, Metazoa, Chordata, Actinopteri, Labriformes, Labridae.
CUGCUCUGGGUGGAGUGAACUUUUAGAGACAAUGUACUAUAACAAAUUAGCCAAGAGGACUACACUAUGGCUGAGUGAAAAACACUCAGAGAACUGAAAACACCUCUUAAAAACACAAAGCAGGUCGACAGCUGAGAUGAGUGAUGUGAGUGAAGACGCGCUGCUGGAUUAUUUCUACUGCACCGGAGGCAACUCAGGCAGAGUGAAAAAUGCAGAAAUACUGAAGACAUUUAAGCCUUUUAUUGGCCACAGUGACUCGCAGUUGCGUGCUAAAUACAGAGAGGAAUUCAAGCUCAUCAUUGACCGAAUCGCUGUGGUGAAGCCGGAGAACGGUGAGAAGUAUCUAGUGCUGAAGAAGAAAUACAGACAGAUGCUGCAAGACCGAGACGUCAAAACCUCCGGGACGAGAGGGGACGAACAGAGACAUUCUCCCGCACGGUGGCGUUGGACUCGACAGACACGUCGACUUCUCCCGCUCGCCUUAAAGAAGAACAGGAUGAUACUCCUACAUAUUGUUCCUGCUCACACAGCUCCUCUGCAGCUUCCUGUCAUCCAAAUCCAUGUAACGUCAGAGCAGAGCAACAGAGACGAUGAGCUGGAUAAAGAUUCAGGAUCAAAGUCCGAGUCCGAGCAAGACGAGGAGAGUACGGGCAGUAUGGGCUCUGCUGCUGUUGCUCUGGAUCCGAUAGAGAAGGAGUGGAUCUACUCUGCUGCCGGUGCUCGGGUCCCUGACCUCUCUCAGCUUCUCAGACAGGACCCCACGCUGGCAAAUAAGAAGGACUUCACCUCUGGGUUUACCGCUCUGCACUGGGCUGCCAAACACGGCAGUGAGGACAUGGCUACUCUGGUGGCUAACGCCGGAGCUGACGUCAACACCAAAUCACAUGGGGGAUACACUCCUUUACACAUCGCAGCGUUACACGGUCACCAGCACAUUCUAGACCUGCUCACGGGAACAUAUGGUGCCAAAGAAAACUUGAGGGACUACAGCGGCCAUCUUGCCUGCCAUUAUCUGAAAAUCAAAGAACCAGAGGGUCCAGAAGAAGACUGCGAGAUACAGUUUCAAGUCACUCAGGCCAGAGAGCGAGAGCGAAACAAGAACAGGAAGUUGGUGUCGUUGUUCCACUCUAAGAAGAAAUGGGGCUCGGCGGAGGAUCUGGCUCCCAUCGAGGAGGAGAGGACGGCGUCUCAUCAGCUCACCCUUCCUCCAUUCAGACCCAGGAAGUUCUCCCGCUGAGGGAACACGGGGGAACGUCUAUGACUUCCCCCGUGUCUGCUACACUCACACAUCCACCAGGUCCUCACAGUCACUCACAUGUAGCUACACACAGAGUGUAAGCCUACAUGUAUGUACAAAGUGUUAACACAAAUCAUGUAACCAGGAUCAUACACGUUCUACCAAAGCACCACAACAGCUUCAUGAUUACUGAACCAACACAUAUGGAAUAGGAGAUGUUACAGAUGAUGCUUCGUCUUUUUUGUGUAUCAUCGAUCUGAAUGCUCACCACUAAAGUAUUUCUUGAAGCCUUUAAAAUGUUAGAGCUAUUGCUAAAUGUUACUUUUGCCUUAAUGUUUCUAAAUCAGCUCAGGCCAAAAUGUUUCUUUGAGCUUUGUUGGUGCUUCAGGGAGCAGCUCUGCAAAUGUGUCAAUGUGAUUUCAAUUCAUCUUUCUGUACCGUCUGAAAACACCACCGCACCUUCGGCAGCACUGCAUCCUAUAAUCCUAUUUUUUUAAGCUGCAGCUUUGAUUUUUCUUGCAACAGGACGUUGUGUGUGUGAUGGAGUGUCCAUGUUGAUCAUAAUGAAGGAACAUGUGACAGAGCGGAUCAAGUGUCGCUCUAUAACGUGUUUCUGGAUUCAUUGAAAGCCAGCAGUGAAGAUGUAUCAGGCCUUAAAAACACAGACAGCAAAGCGAAAAGUUCUUUAAACUUUUCUUGGAAUGUGUUCUCCGAAUGAAAAACGUAGAAAAUACAGACUUAUCUGUUUAAAAAUGCAUUUUAAGAUUUUAUUUCUUGGACUUUAAAAACAUAAUUUGUAUGUAAAUCUCUUGAAAUUUCAGUAACCAAAAAGUUUUAGACUGAUUUGCUACGUAGUCAAAAUUACAUUUUUACUGAGAGAAUUAUUUUGAAAUCACAGCUUCACUCUAAGCUGAGGGACUGUGAGAAAAGUAUUAGCAUACGGAGGAGGGUUGAAACGAAGGUUGUUUCAAUGUUUUUGAAACUAAUGUUUUAAAAUGAAAGUCUGUUUUAUUUGUAAUGAUGGAUAGUAUCAAAGUACCAAAGCUUUAAAAAAAAAAAGAAAUCCACUUCACACCUUUAGUCUUAGUUUGAACCAAAACGUGCCACGAGAGAGAAAGAGACAAAAAACAUUGCUAAAGUUUUUCUAUAAAUACAGAGUAUGCAGGACUUGGUGAUUAAAAAAGAGAAAUUUGAUGUGCUUAGAACUUUUAUUUUUGUUUAUACAAGUGUCAUACAGUAUGGAGUUUAAAAAUGUGGUGUCCUAACGACCUGAGUGAAAACAUGUGUUUCACUUUCUAAUGGAGUUUAGACAUUUGACUGUUUUUUAUGUCAUCAUCCUCCUCCUGUUGAUCAAGCUCGCAUCAAAGGCUCAUAUGUCGGGGCGUCUUUUGCCUAUUGGUUAGUGCGCGUGCCCUCGAGAGCGGGCGGGUUUGAAUCCGACCUGUGGCUCGUUUCCCUGGAUGUCAUUCCUCUCUCUCGCUCUCUCUUUCCCUGAUUUCUGAUUCUAUUCACUGUCAUAUCUCUAAAAUAAAGGGAAUAAAAAGAAGACCCUCAAAUAAACCUAAAAAACAACAAUAAAACCCUCAGAGGUCCAACUGAACUUACAUUUUUUGUAUUUAAAUUGCAUGUUAACUUUUUCAAUAAGACGUUCCAUUCUAACGCUGCGACUCUUUCCCGUGAUUAUAUGUUUAAAGGGCUUUUCAUUCAUUUCUUAUUUGUUGUAAAACUUUUGCUUGAGUAUUCAGUGUCGUUGUAAAGAAGUUUUUGUUUUUUUUCCCCCAUGCUGAUUAUAAUCUGCCUCUGUCACAUAUUUGCACAAUAUUUAUAUAAUGAAGAUAUUUUGGUAUUAAACGGUAUUUUAUAUCGA